AUGAACUCGCUGUUUUUCUCCUCAUUCGAAGUCACUCGGCAGUGUUUUUAUCGCAAUCCACUGAGUUACGCCAUCGUCAAUCUCAAGCCAAUUGUUCCUGGACAUGUCCUUGUGGUACCGACGAGGAAGGUUCCUCGUCUGUCUGAUCUGCAUGAUGCGGAACUUGCAUCCUUAAUGGUUUCCGUACAACGCGUCGGGAAUGUCAUCGAACGCGCUUUUGGGGCCGAUGCUUUGACUGUUGCUUGCCAAGACGGAACUGCUGCUGGUCAAUCGGUGCCUCACGUUCACUUUCACAUCCUGCCCAGAAAAUCUGUCGGAGAUCAUUUUUCAAACAACGACGAGAUAUAUCCUGCCCUUGAGAACUCAGAAGGCUCGCUCAAUAUGCAUUUGCAACAAACUGCAAGGCAGACUAUGAAGGUUGACGCGGAUGAGAAUCGUAAACCGCGGACAGAGGCGGAGAUGGAACAGGAGGCUACUUGGUUGAAAACAUUCUUCCAAUGA
Molecule: messenger RNA, 501 nt
Organism: Lentinula edodes (shiitake mushroom)
Lineage: Eukaryota; Fungi; Basidiomycota; Agaricomycetes; Agaricales; Omphalotaceae
Product: diadenosine hydrolase
Exons: 5
Coding region: 1-501 (166 amino acids)
Molecular function (GO): catalytic activity
Source: RefSeq, a predicted model, not a curated record